AUGACCCCCGCCGCCGGCCGCCCAUCCCCUCCGGUCGCGACCCUCCUCGGCCGCUGCUGUACUCUUCGCUGCCUCGCCCAGCUCCACGCCCGUAUCGUUCGCCUUGGCCUCCACAACCACCACGCCCUCCUCGCGCGCUUCACCGCGGCCUGCGACUCGCUCGCCUCCCCCUCCGUCGCCGACUCCUUCCUCUCGGCUCUCCCUUCCCACGCCGUCCCGCUCAGCCUCCGCAACGCCGUCCUCGCCUCACACUCUCGCCAUUCCCCGCUCCAUGCUGCGCUUGCGCAGUUCAAUAUCGUCCGCCGCACCGCCUGCCCCGACGCAUUCUCUUUCCCUUCCUGCCUCCGCGCGUGCUCCCGCGUACCCUGCAAACCCACUGGCUCCGCUUUGCACGCUGCAGCCAUACGCCUCGGCCUGGAUGCCGACCUCUUCGUCCGCACAGCGCUCAUCCAGUUCUACGGAAGCUGCAGCUCUGCUGGCGCAUCCCGGAUGCUUUUCGACUCAAUGGUCAUUCCCAGCGAGGUUUCCUGGACUGCCAUUAUCAUGGUCUACGUCGACUGUGGUGACAUCGUGUCUGCCCGGGAGAUUUUUGACCGAAUGCCACACAGGAACGUGGUUCAUUGGAACGCCAUGGUUGGUGGGUACGUGAAGUGCGGGGACCUGGAGAGUGCAAGGAGGCUGUUCGAAGAAAUGCCCCAAAGAACUGCUGCAGCGCACACAUCGUUGAUCGGUGGGUAUGCAAAGGCAGGAAAUAUGCAAGUUGCCAAAAUGUUGUUCGAUAAGUUACAUGACCGGGAUGUGUUCUCAUGGUCAGCGAUGAUAUCAGGCUAUGCACAGAAUGGUUAUCCUGGAGAGGCUUUAAGGGUUUUUAAGGAGUUCCGUGAGAAAGGCAUAUGCCCAGACGAGCUUGUUAUUGUUGCUCUGAUGACAGCGUGCUCCCAACUGGGUAACAUCAUGUUGGCAAAAUGGAUUGAAGGUUACAUCACGACUUAUUCCAUAGAUAUGAACAAUGCCCAUGUGUUGGCUGGUCUCAUAAAUAUGAAUGCAAAGUGUGGGAACAUGGAGAGGGCUACUGUUUUAUUUGAGUCCAUGCCAGUUCGAGAUGUGUUCUCAUACUGUUCGAUGAUGCAAGGUCAUUGCCUCCAUGGUUCAGCUAACAAGGCUGUUGAGCUUUUCACUAGGAUGCUCUUGGAGGGCCUCUCCCCAGAUAAUGCUGUGUUUACAGUUGUUUUGACAGCUUGCAAUCAUGCUGGCCUAGUAGAAGAAGGGAAAAGGUACUUUGCAAUGAUGAAGAAUGAGUAUUUGAUUAUGCCAUCUGGCGAUCACUAUGCUUGCCUUGUCAGUCUUCUCGGGCGUUCUGGGAUGGUGAGAGAUGCAUAUGAGCUUAUUAAGUCAAUGCCAGGAAAACCUCAUCCGGGAUCAUGGGGUGCAUUGUUGCGUGGAUGCAUACUCCAAGGUGAUAUUGAGCUUGGAAAAGUUGCAGCAAAGAAGCUUUUUGAAAUUGAACCAGAUAAUGCUGGAAAUUAUGUAACCCUGUCAAACAUUUAUGCUAACAUUGACAGAUGGGCCGAUGUUUCUGAAGUUAGAGCUGAAAUGACUGGAAAAGGGUUAACAAAAAUAGCAGGUCGAACCGUUGUUCUAUAG
This is a messenger RNA of Triticum turgidum subsp. durum (durum wheat), 1644 nucleotides long. Lineage: Eukaryota; Viridiplantae; Streptophyta; Magnoliopsida; Poales; Poaceae. The record is from the annotation of a GenBank genome assembly.